This is a messenger RNA of Tinamus guttatus (white-throated tinamou), 931 nucleotides long. Lineage: Eukaryota; Metazoa; Chordata; Aves; Tinamiformes; Tinamidae. The record is from RefSeq and is a predicted model, not a curated record.
GAGCGCCAUGAUUGCUGACUAUAUGUACUGGCUGUCGGGAGGCACUGAGCAGCAUAUAAGCAAGCUCAUCAAACUGUAUUGGCAGGCUAUGAUUGAAGAAGCCGUCACUAGAGAAGAAUCCUUUUCAGUUAUGUACACACCAUUUGUGACAAAAGUCAAGGCUGACAAAAUAGACAAGAUGAAGGACGUUUUUGCUAAAAAGCACCCUGAUUAUGUAGAGCACAUAUAUACAGAUCCCCAUGGACUUCAUAUCUUGCCACAGACAUCAGACUGGUCCUCUCUGCCUCCUCAGCAGUAUCUGCUGACUCUGGGCUUCAGAAACAAAGAUGUUGGAAAGUUCUUGGAAAAGAUGUCAAGUAGGAAGCUGACAAUCUUUUCAGAGUACAAGGCACCUUUGAAUCUUCUCACAAAAGAAGAAUCAAGAAGACAUUUGGAGACCAUCGGGAAAAAGAUCUUGCCAAUAAUGGAUUUUAUAAGGAGCACCAAGUUAACGGACCGUUUCUGCGCGUGUUCGCACGUGAUAGAGAAGCUGCAGUACGCCAGCCUGCUCGGCUGCUUGCAGCAAGCCACCGAAGAGUCCCAGGUGAUUAAUCAAGCGAUGGCUGAGCUCGCUACCAUCCCCUACCUGCAGGACAUCAGUCAGCAGGAUGCUGAAUUGCUGCAGUCGCUAAUGGCAGAUGCCAUGGACACCCUUGAAGGAAGAAGUGAUAAAGAACGUGUGUGGAAUAAAAUUCAGAAGGUUGGAAUAAUUGAAGACUUCUUAUACCAAACAGAAGACAGUUUCUUAAAGAACAAAAAGCUUAGAAUAGCUAGGAGGCAGAAAAUGAAAAUGAAGAAACUUCAGAGUGUUCAGCAACAGUAAAGCCUAAGAAAUAUUAAACUGUCCCCCAGCAGCCCCAAAGACAUGGCCACAAAGAGAACAAGGAAAUAA